This is a messenger RNA of Fraxinus pennsylvanica, 438 nucleotides long. NCBI's taxonomy places the organism in Eukaryota, Viridiplantae, Streptophyta, Magnoliopsida, Lamiales, Oleaceae. The record is from the annotation of a GenBank genome assembly.
AUGUUAUCAACAGCAAAAUCUGAGGAUCAAACAGAAGAAGCAGGUUUGUUAUGCAUUAGUGACUGUGAAACAUGCCCUGUCAUAUGUGCACCACCACCCCCACCAGUCAAUUCAAAGCCGCCGUCCUCGCCACCGCCUCAGCCGUCGCCACAGCCACAAGUCCACCACCACUCACCACCGCAGCCGUACUAUUUUGGUUCACCACCACCACCUCUUCCUACUCGGCCUCCACCACCAGCUUAUACUUCGUGGGACAAGAGUCCACCACCUCCUCCCAAAAUCAUAUACAUUCCAGGGAAUCAGCCACCUAGUGUUGGCAUCGGACCCAAGAAUUAUACCUAUCCUUAUUACUAUUUCUAUUCUUCAAAAGCUGCUUCUAUUCCUCAUCAGGGAUCCAUUUUGCUGUUUAUCUCAAGUUUUGUACUUCUUCUUAGAUGA